This is a messenger RNA of Laccaria bicolor S238N-H82, 657 nucleotides long. RefSeq lists its product as uncharacterized. Bases 1 to 657 code for a protein of 218 amino acids. Lineage: Eukaryota; Fungi; Basidiomycota; Agaricomycetes; Agaricales; Hydnangiaceae. The transcript is spliced from 3 exons. The record is from RefSeq and is a predicted model, not a curated record. Gene Ontology annotation, cellular component: nucleolus; small-subunit processome; 90S preribosome.
AUGUCGUUAACCUACCUGGUCGCAACAACCUUUUUAGUCCACAUCCUUAUACCAGUUUACCGGAUUACGGAGGACGGUACCGUUCGAGAUCCUCAAAUGACUGAAUUCAAAACGACAGUAACUGAACUCCAAGACUUGCUACAAUCCAAGGCCGGCGUGGCUAAAUUCGUGAACCUCUAUAACCAGAUCAGGCAGCGCAUCUUUGGGCUGAGGAGAGAGCGCAAGGUUGCAAGGGUGAUGCAGGUCGCUACGAACCCUGGAGCGGCGGAGAAGAGGAAGAUGCAGAGGAACGUGAUCAAAAAGGAUAGUAGAAAGAGGAAGGACCGCGGGUUUCUGUGUCUUUUACUUCUAUUCAAAUGUCAAACUCAUCAUGUAUGUGUUAUCCUUCUUCAGGUGAAGGAAAGACGCAGAGAAGCUGAGAGACGUAGGUCUACGGGAACUUGUGUUCUCUCACCAACACUCUCAUUCGAUGUUCAUCAUCAUCAGCUACACCAACUAUCUGCUCAUUGGCAAAACCAAUCUGUCUAUACAUUGGCACUUUCAUUUUGUACAUUCUAUCAUAUCCAUCAUACUGUAACGUGUUGGCGGUUUUUGGGGAAAGUUGGCUCAUUGAGGAUGUGUACAAAAAUGGUUUACUCUUACAAAAUUACUAAGUAA